Molecule: messenger RNA, 2208 nt
Organism: Exophiala xenobiotica
Lineage: Eukaryota; Fungi; Ascomycota; Eurotiomycetes; Chaetothyriales; Herpotrichiellaceae
Exons: 1
Coding region: 151-1335 (394 amino acids)
Biological process (GO): protein localization to cell surface; proteolysis; attachment of GPI anchor to protein
Cellular component (GO): GPI-anchor transamidase complex
Molecular function (GO): GPI-anchor transamidase activity
Source: RefSeq, a predicted model, not a curated record
UGCUUACCAAUAUCCUGCAGUGCAGGUGUUCAUGUAUACUACUCGAAAGCUUGCCGUGGGAAUGGAAUCACAAAGACUGCCUUGAGCCGAGUCUGUCUCUGUGUCCCCCGACAACACCUCAAUUCUCUCCGCAUCUGUCCUCCAGCAACAAUGAAGACCCUCAACUCAUUAUGGGCAUUUCUGGCCCUGGUCUCAAUCGCCUGCGCUGCCCACACUUCCAACUGGGCAGUUCUUGUAUCGACGUCUCGAUUCUGGUUCAACUACCGGCAUCUAGCAAACACUCUGUCUCUCUAUCGGACGGUCAAGCGCCUCGGCAUCCCUGAUUCUCAGAUCCUGCUCCUCCUCCCUGAUGACAUGGCCUGUAACCCGCGAAACGCCUUCUCCGGAACCGUCUAUUCGAACGCCGACCGACGGAUGGACCUCUACGGCGAGAAUGUCGAGGUAGACUACCGGGGCUACGAAGUCACAGUCGAGAACUUCAUCCGCCUUUUGACGGACAGAUGGGAAGAAGGAGUGCCAGCGAGCAAAAGACUACAAACAGACGAAGGGAGCAACAUAUUGAUUUACAUGACGGGGCACGGUGGGAGCGAGUUCCUCAAGUUCCAGGACAGCGAAGAGAUUUCCAGCUGGGAUCUAGCAGACGCAUUCUCACAGAUGAGGGAGAAAAAGAGGUACAAUGAGAUGCUGUUCAUGAUCGAUACGUGUCAGGCCAACACGCUGUAUCGACAGUUCUACGCUCCUGGAGUCAUUGCUACAGGCUCGUCCGAAGAAGAUGAGAGCUCUUACUCACAUCAUGCGGACAAUGACGUCGGUGUAGCGGUGAUUGACCGCUGGACAUAUUACGUGCUGGAAUUUCUGGAAACUCGGGUCACGGGUCCAACGUCAGACAAGACGCUCGGCGAUCUGUUUGAUAGCUACGACGUUGGCAAGAUCCACUCCAAUCCUGGAGUCAGAUGGGACUUGUUUCCUGGAGGUGAACAAGCGGGCAGGAGUCGAAGAGUGGUUGAUUUCUUCGGCAAUGUUCAGAAUGUCGAGAUUCAGGGCAACCAGACUAGAGUCGAGUCGCUGAAGGAGGACCUUGAAGGCUUGAAGCGCUUGGUCCAAGACUACGAAGCAUUCGCAGCCGCCCAGGAGAGCAACGAGACUGAGAUGUCUGAUGUUCUGCAACGGAGAAAUCCCGAGGCUGUCUCCAGUGGGAAGAUUCAACCGAAGCAGCAGCACACAGUUGGGAAAUUGAAGCUGUCAGAGAAUGCACAUUGGGCACGGCAGGUCGCUGGUGCGACGGUUCUCUCGGGGCUUGCAGCAUUGUGGUAUUUUGCUCCAAAGUUGGUGUGAGUCGCUAUCUGCCUACAUCGUUCACAGAACGAUGUUGCCUUCUCAGGAGAGUGCUCCGCCGUCAAAUGUACGGUACCGGCUUGUUCUUCUCCACCCACAUUUUCUCGGCAUCAGAGUGUGCCGGAGGCGGAUCAAUGCCCUUUGUACGCCAGAGAUCACGAGGGGUCUCGGAGAUAUGCAGUUCCCAAUCCAGCUCCACACGGUCGAUAAUGUAUGGUUUCAGUGUCUGUGAGAUGGACAUCAGCAAGUCUUUUCACGACAUCUCGAAUUCGUCGAGUCGGGGAGCACAGCGAGGAUGGAAAGAUACAAGGAAGGAAUUCUUACGUCGUUGAUCAUGUCCAUCCACAUUCUUCUGCUUUUCUUGCCCUCGUCGGUAUCGGGCGAAGACAUGGUUCUGGCAAUCUGCUCGAUGACAACUCGGACAAAAUUCUUCUUCGGCUCUCCACCGAUGAAGAUCCCGUUCUCGUCGAUGUCGAUGAAGAUUACGUUGACAUAGAACGCUGGCAGGCCACGGGAAACGUACAACUCAGUGACCUUCUGGGCGAUACCGACACGUUGAUCUUUAGAGAAGGUCUGAGGGUGGGAGAAGAUGCGCCAGAGAGGCAUGUUGGCGGUUUCGGUGGUGAAGAAUGAAGAUGGGCUGACCCUACGGGCUGGGCGCAAUGGCGAGGGAGGCUUGAGGCCAAAGUCGUUCGAGUUUUCGCGAAUUAUCAGAAUUCCGGGCGACUUGACUCGGGAAUGUCUAGUCUUAUAUAAGCCUCCUUCCGGGCGUAUUGCUGUAUCUUGCGAGAUUGGACGGUCAGCACAGAGCCGUAUUUGAUACUCUGCCUCUCGGCGCCCUAUAUUUGACGACGAAACAGUAAGCUUCCUGAC